AUGGGAAGAAAGAAGAAUUGUUUGUUUGUGGAGCCCACAGAGACCCAGAGCUCAACUCAACUGGAUUCCUUUUUGAACUCUCUCCAGCGAAUUAUUUCCGUUAACCAAGAGACGGAAGAAGCGGAGAAAGAAGAAACCAACCAGAGAAGGAACAUGUGGAAGUCUUGUAACUCGACCCACCUCAUCUGUUUCUCCUUUUCAUCUCCGGCCUUGCAGUCCUCACUCCAAUCCUUGCCACUGACCACAUUGUUGGUGCCAACCGUGGCUGGAACCCUGGCAUCAACUACACCCUCUGGGCCAACAACCAAACGUUCUAUGUUUGGGGACCUCAUCUCAUUUAGGUACCCAAAGAACCAGUACAAUGUGUUUGAGGUAAACCAGACUGGGUAUGACAACUGCACCUUGGACAGUGCUGUAGGGAACUGGAGCAGUGGCAAAGACUUCAUACCCCUCAAUCAGGCCAAGAGGUAUUACUUCAUUUGUGGCAAUGGUCAAUGCUACAAUGGCAUGAAGGUCUCUGUUGUUGUCCAUCCUCUGCCUUCGCCACCCAAGGCCGCCCCAAGUGCCCAUAAUUCUUCAUCAGAUUCUGCUGUCCUGGUUGUUCCUCGACAGGGAUUCCGGGCCUUAGCGGUUUCUUUGGCAAUGCUGUGCUUUGGAUUCGGAUGGGUCUAG
Prunus armeniaca (apricot) is the source of this 672-nucleotide messenger RNA. NCBI's taxonomy places the organism in Eukaryota, Viridiplantae, Streptophyta, Magnoliopsida, Rosales, Rosaceae. The record is from the annotation of a GenBank genome assembly.